Molecule: messenger RNA, 2119 nt
Organism: Ictalurus punctatus (channel catfish)
Lineage: Eukaryota; Metazoa; Chordata; Actinopteri; Siluriformes; Ictaluridae
Product: beta-1,3-galactosyltransferase 2
Exons: 2
Coding region: 610-1773 (387 amino acids)
Cellular component (GO): membrane
Molecular function (GO): N-acetyl-beta-D-glucosaminide beta-(1,3)-galactosyltransferase activity
Source: RefSeq, a predicted model, not a curated record
CCUUCCCCCAGCACACAGUGGUAGCGCGAGGACAGCAAGGCAACACAGUGUUCAGCGCGAGCGCGGAUGAACGCCUCGCGAAGCGGCAGGGGGUAAAAAUAGACCGUCAGAGGCAGCUGCAGAGACGAACGAAAGAAACUGAGAGAACGCAGGAGCACAAACGUGGAUAAAAAAUAUAUAUAUAUAUAUUUAAAAAAAGGCGACCGUUCUGCCUAGCAACACACACACACACGCCGUGAAAGAUCUCAGCUUCAAGCCCCGGUCAUCUUGAUUCGGGUUCCACCCUCGGGAGUGACUAAUAUACACGAGGAGGAGUCUAAAAAAAACAAAAAAAACAAAACAAAAAAAAAAAACAAACACCACACGAGUCCACAUUCUCGGCUGCGGCGAGAGGAGCAUUUUGAGGGGGAAAGCAGGCUCUUGGACGGGAUUGCGAAAGCGCCGAAGCACAUUAAAAUCAUGCGCACGGGAAAGCGGCACGAGUCGGGCUUCCAGCAUGCGCCGGUAAAAACGAGGCACACCCAUGGCGAGCGUGCCGUUAUCUCUGAGCGACAGCUUCCGUUCUGUGAAAGGUCUUUCAGCAUCUGAACGGACCCGAGCAGGAGAACCAUGCGGUGCAGGCGUCGGCACUGCUACGCGCGAGUAGCGGGAUUGCUCGCUUUGCUGGGAUGCAUCGUCCUCAUCAUCUUCUUCCGCCGAAUCAUGGACGAGCCGACCUUCGAGAAAGAAGUGGCGGCGACGCCGAAUCAUUCGCCGACCAGGUCCCUGGUGAACGGCACCCUUGUUUCGACUCAGCCGGCGUUAAGGACGGCCAUGGGAUCGAAUCGGAGUUUAGCCAAGGAAGAGAACGCGGAAAGCUUCCUUAAAGUUGAACCUUACAAGUACAUCAUCAACGAACCGGACAAGUGCAGGAAAAAUAACACUUUCCUAGUGCUGCUGAUUCCAGUCGAGCCUCACAACGCAGAAGCUAGGAACGCCAUUCGGAAGACGUGGGGCAACGAAAGCGUGGCUGAAGGAACCGUGCGCCUGUUUCUACUGGGCGUGAAAGACGGCGCGCGUGAUUCGGGGCUGCGCGAUCUACAGCAGCACUCCAUCAGGGCGGAGAGUCAACAACAUCGCGACAUUAUCCAGCAGGAUUACGUCGACUCCUACUACAACCUCACCAUCAAGACGCUGAUGGGGAUGCACUGGGUGUCGAGGUACUGCCCGAACGCCAAGUACGUCAUGAAAGCGGACAGCGACAUGUUCGUAAACACCGAGUACCUCGUCCACAAGCUCCUCAAAGCGAACGUCCCACGGGAGAUGUACUUCACCGGGUACCUCAUGCGAGGCUACAAGCCCAAUCGAAACAAGGACAGCAAAUGGUACAUGCCUCCCGAGUUGUACCCCAGCGGAAGCUACCCCACGUUUUGCUCGGGAACCGGCUACGUCUUCUCCGGCGACAUGGCCAAGCGGAUCUACGCCACGUCCCUGAGCAUACGCAGGCUGCACCUGGAGGACGUCUACGUCGGACUCUGUCUCUCCAAACUCAACAUAGAACCCAUGCUGCCGCCCAACGAGUUUCUCUUCAACCACUGGAAGGUUUCCUACUCCAGCUGCAAGUACAGCCAGCUCAUCACCUCGCACGAGUUUCGCCCGAGCGAGCUCGUCAAGUACUGGGAGCACCUCCAGAAAAACAAGGACAGAGCAUGCAAAGUGCCCAAAACGCAGCUCGCCAAGAACAACGCAGCGACGCUUCACCAGGCCAAAGCCGUGCUCAACCCUGCGCAGUGACGCACCGAAUCUUUCUGCAAUCACUUAAGUCAUCAGCGUAACCUCCAGGACCGGGGUUACCGCUGAGGAAUCGCUGCUCGCCGAGUAAAUCAGGCUGAACUACUCUUGGAAGGAAAUGCUGCAUUGUAAACCAUCUUGACAUGACGAUUGAGUACAAUUUAAAAAGACAAAAAACAAAACACAGUUUGUAAGUGCUCUUAUUGUGAAAUUUUCUUUAAGUUUUGACCACUAAAUAAAGUGUUAAAAAAAAAAAAAAAAAAAAAGAAGAAGAAAGAAAACGAGCAAAACGACCCAUGCACAACCCUACCCCGAUGAAAAACUGAAUAAAAAUGUACACCAGUAGUGA